This is a messenger RNA of Fusarium poae, 1065 nucleotides long. RefSeq lists its product as uncharacterized. NCBI's taxonomy places the organism in Eukaryota, Fungi, Ascomycota, Sordariomycetes, Hypocreales, Nectriaceae. The transcript has a single exon. The coding region runs from base 1 to 1065 and encodes 354 amino acids. The record is from RefSeq and is a predicted model, not a curated record.
AUGCCGCGGAAGGCUCCUAUUCAUCACUUCUCAUACCGCUCCCUCAUCAUACCACCAAUCCUCCUCGCUGCUGCUACCAUCGUCGCUCUCUUUCUUCACUCCGACGUCAACGCCGCGCUUCUAUGGUCGCAAUGUCAUUCUCACGCGCGCAUUCCAGGUGUUAGUCGGAUCCCCGCCAUCGGAACGCCUUUAUGCUAUCUCAUUAGCUUCUUCCGCGCCGCGCUGGAUUCUCUGCGAAGUACCGCUGUCAUGGCUCUUGUCCUGUCAUUUCUCGGCGGCCUUUUGACAGUGAGCACUGUUGAGGCCGCACGUAUAUGCAACGCGCCGAAUGUACUCAUUGCGUAUCCUACGGGACCGUGGCUGGUGUUUGAUCUUGUGGGUGGUGCUGUUGUGUGGGAGCUUGUUAUCAUUCCUGCCUUUUUGCACCGCGCGAGAAGUGUUUUGAAUGCUAGGCAAAGAGAAGAUGGGCAUGGCGAUGUUGAUCAGAUUUUUACAAGCCGACAUCUCCCUGAUAGCGAACUUGUGGCUAUUCCUAUCAGUGUAGCUGUUGGCUACUUUCUACCAUCCAUCUUGAUGCUCUUCAAGACGACUCCAGCUACUGUCGGAGUAUGGCUCUUCUUCCCGAUCUACGUGACAGUCAUCCGCCAGAUAAUUCGCAACGUUAUCGCCGUCAUCAGAAGAGUCAGCCCUACAAACAUUCACCUCGCAUCAAACCGACGAUCGUUCUUGUUUGUUUACUUGCUGCCGAUUGUCUGCUCGAUUUUAGCCCACGUCUUUUUCAUCUGGAGUCUAACUCGGCCUGAUGAUCGCAAGGAAAUGACCAGGUCAACCAUAGUCUUUAUUGAAGUUGACACGCAAUUCAUCUUCUGGACUGUUCUGUACUGGAUGUUGGUCGAGGUUGGAUGGAGAGUACCGUUGACAACAAUUGUCACUUCUCUCGUACUUGGGCCAGGUGCAGGAACUUGUGUUGGAUGGAUGUACCGAGAGAAGCUCAUUCAUCAUGAUAAUGAAGAGGCUGACGAGAAUGCUCAGUCAGCUGAUGAGGAAACGCCCCUGUUGCAAUGA